AUGCUGGUGCCCCAGAAUUCCUUCCUGCUUCGCUACCUCCUCGAUCCGCUUCUGUCGCCUCGUCCCAAACUUCGAGACCACCGAAACACCCAGCAAAUCGUUCCACCCCACACAAGAAAAGCCAGCGGAAGGGUUCAAUAUCCCGCUCGACCGCACCUGAUAUUGCCACGAGGACGCAUGAAGAUAUCAACAAGGGCAUCUACGAAUGUGCAAUUUGCAGUAACGAAGUUCAGCGGAGCUCCAAAGUCUGGUCCUGCCACCAGUGCUGGACUGUGUUCCACAUUGGCUGCAUAA
Cyphellophora europaea CBS 101466 is the source of this 294-nucleotide messenger RNA. RefSeq lists its product as uncharacterized. Lineage: Eukaryota; Fungi; Ascomycota; Eurotiomycetes; Chaetothyriales; Cyphellophoraceae. The record is from RefSeq and is a predicted model, not a curated record. Bases 1 to 294 code for a protein of 97 amino acids. The transcript has a single exon.